UUCGGACAUGGUUUUGUGUACUGAGUCAGUCUUGAACUGAAAUUCAAGUUAAACAGUGGUAAAAAUGAAGGUGUUUUACGUGUUUCAGCUUUUCUUCGUGCUGGCGCUCUUCGCCAUGGCUUCGGCUCAGAGAGGCAAACACAACAACCCUGAACAAGUUCACUUCGUGGACAAUGCAAACCCUGGUCAAGGCAGGUUUUGGGGCAAUAACAGACCGACACCUGUGCAAUUUGUGGACAACAACAACCCGGGCGGUGUGAACUUUGUCAACAACCCGUAUGACAACAACCCGGGUCAAGUCAACUUUGUCAACAACGACCCGAAUAACCCAAGUGGCGUUAACUUUGUCAACAACGACCCCAAUAAUCCAUCCGGUGUGAACUUUGUCAACAAUGACCCGAGUAACCCAAGCGGUGUGAACUUUGUCAACAACAACCCGAAUAACCCAAGCGGCGUGAACUUUGUCAACAACAACGCCAAUAAUCCUUCUGGCGUGAACUUUGUGAACAACAACCCCAACGACCCGUCUGCCGUGCAUAUCGUAGAUGGCAACCCUGACCAAGUUGUGAUCACCAACCCUGACCCAUUCUUCGGCCAGCCCUCAUACCCUCAACGCCCUGACAUCUCCCCGGUCUACGUCAACCGUCCCUACCCUGGCAAGCAAUACGACAACCCCCACGCUCGCGGCGGCAAAUGAGCAACUUAACAACAGAAGUCUUCCCAGAAACCUACUUAUUCUCAUUAAUUCCAAAUUUUAAUUUACCUUUGGCCUCUAUUACCUAAAUAAAUAUGUUUUCGAAUUGUUCAUUGAUAUACUGGUUUUUGCUGUCUUGAUAUUAACAAAAUUGUAAAAUAAAUAAACAGUGCAUUAUUUUUUAUUUA
Molecule: messenger RNA, 882 nt
Organism: Spodoptera litura
Lineage: Eukaryota; Metazoa; Arthropoda; Insecta; Lepidoptera; Noctuidae
Source: RefSeq, a predicted model, not a curated record